Messenger RNA from Psammomys obesus (fat sand rat), 423 nucleotides. Its product is annotated as cytochrome b-c1 complex subunit 10. The transcript is spliced from 3 exons. Gene Ontology annotation, cellular component: mitochondrial inner membrane. The record is from RefSeq and is a predicted model, not a curated record. Gene Ontology annotation, biological process: mitochondrial electron transport, ubiquinol to cytochrome c. Bases 83 to 250 code for a protein of 55 amino acids. NCBI's taxonomy places the organism in Eukaryota, Metazoa, Chordata, Mammalia, Rodentia, Muridae.
GCGCAUGCGGCGUACGUCUGCACAGGCGCCGUGGCCCAGGGGAGCGGAGCGGGGUGACCCUGACUGUUGAAGCCCUGCAGCGAUGCUGAGCAGGUUUCUAGGCCCGCGCUACCGGGAACUGGUCAAGAAUUGGAUCCCCACGGCCACCAUGUGGGGCGGUGUGGGUGCUGUGGGGCUGGUGUGGGCCACGGACUGGCGGCUGAUCCUGGACUGGGUGCCUUACAUCAAUGGCAAGUUUAAGAAGGAUUAAGCAGCUCCCUCCUCUUGCCACAAGCCUCACUGGUGCCACACCCAGCCACCUCAGAAGCAGCCCUGCCUGCGGAGGAUGCCUAGGAAGCUACUCGCUCCUGGGGAGCUUCUGCGCUGAUGGACACUGGGGCUACCAUGACGGGUGUGUCAUUAAAACCUUCUUCUUGCCUCCAA